Molecule: messenger RNA, 2739 nt
Organism: Pichia kudriavzevii
Lineage: Eukaryota; Fungi; Ascomycota; Pichiomycetes; Pichiales; Pichiaceae
Exons: 1
Coding region: 1-2739 (912 amino acids)
Biological process (GO): peptide catabolic process; proteolysis
Cellular component (GO): cytoplasm
Molecular function (GO): zinc ion binding; peptide binding; metalloaminopeptidase activity
Source: RefSeq, a predicted model, not a curated record
AUGUCGCUUAUAUUCACCAACCGUUUUGUUCCAGCAGAAUACUUGCUCUCGUUGUCUCUGUCUGAUGCUAAGCCAAACUAUUCCGGUAAAGUCAGAGUCAGAUUAUCUUCAAAUGAUAGGUAUUCUACUGAUACAUCACAGGGAAGUACAUUUUCUGUUACUCUGAAUACUGCAGAAGUCAUUUCAAUGUCUUGUGUAUUGAAAAGUGGUGACAGAUCUUGGAAAUUGUCACACUCCCUGAACAAGGAUUCUCAAACUACCGAAUAUUUCAGUCCUGAUGUUCAAUUGGAAAAUCUCAAGGAUACAAAUGAUUUAUACUUGGAGGUUAACUUUUUGGGAGUCAUUAGGAAAAUCAUGACAUAUGAUGAUGUGACUAAAGGUGUUUUUGCAACUAAGUAUAUGGAUCCAGUUUCCGGCAAGUCAGAUCUUUUCUUUUUGUCUACACAUUCCCAACCCCAUUUUGCUCGUUAUAUCUUUCCAUGUUUGGAUGAUAUAAACAGCAAAUGUCCGAUUCAGUUGGAGCUCUCUGUCGAUAAUAAAUUCACCUGUGUUUCUAACUUGCCAAUUGAAUCCUCGGAAUUUAUUUCCAAUACUUCCAAUAAAUUGGUAAAAUUUGUCAGGUCACCGCCAAUGUCAAUGUCCGUCUUCUCCUUUGCGGUAGGUAACUUGGAUUAUCUGGAAAGCGAGGCUGAUAUGCUCAAUGGGAAACUACCGGUUAGGGUGUAUACUAUGGUGGGAGAAUCCGAGAGGGCAAAAUUUGCCUUAUCUACUGUUACGAAUGCAAUUUCCACUAUUGAAAAAAAGUUUGGUAUUGCUUAUCCAUUGCCAAAACUCGACAUAAUUGCAACACCUUUCUUAUCAGAUGGUGGUGUUGAGAAUUGGUCAAUGAUCCAAGUCAUCAAUGAUCAUAUUCUCUUACCUGAUUGGCAGGUGACUGAAUCAUCGUUAGCAAAUACUAAAAAGAUGAUUACAGAUGUUUUGGUGCAUGAACUGAUUCAUAUGUACGUCGGUAAUUAUGUCACAUUUGAUAGCUAUGACCAUACUUGGUUGAAUGAAGCGUUUGCUACUUUUAUGUCUACAUCGAUCAUUAACGAAAUUAUGGAUAACAAUAACUGGUACAACUUUAUCAACAAGGAGCUUUCACCAAUGAAAAAUAACAAUAUGAGAGAUGAAUCAAAGGCCAUUUAUCAAUCAAAUGUGAAAACCUCUUCAAUUAGCGAAACAUUUACUAGAAAUUCAUAUGACAAAGGCAUUUUCGUUAUUAGAACCCUUGCAUCGUUAUUUGUUGAAACCACGGAAGAGUUAGACGAUGAAAACUAUGACGUUUUCUUUGCAAUGGUUGGUGAUUUCAUUAAAUUACAUAAAUUUGGUCAUUUUAAACCAGUUGAUCUAUGGAACUUUAUGAAAAACCAUACCUCAAAUAAAUUCAGUUAUGACAUACCAACAAUUAUGAAUUCCUGGAUUAGGACACCUGGUUUUCCAAUAUUGAAAGUCUCAAAGGAGGGUGAUAAUCUCAAGAUCGAGCAACACCACUACCUGGAGAGUAUCGAUGCUGAAAUUGAAGAUAUUCCAUUUCAUAUUCCAUUGCUCUUCAAGAAAUUGGAUGGUUCCUUGGGUAGACAGCUAAUAAGUGAUAGGUGCAUUACAAUAUCGAAAGAGGAAGAUUCGGAUUUCUUGUUUGUUAAUGCUAAUAAUGCAGUUAUUGCGAAUAUUGUAUAUCCUGAAACUAUGGCAAAGGAAAUCGCAUCAAAUUUUAGUAUCUUAAACCGAACCGAACAAAUGGAGUUUUUCAUGAAUUUUGCUUCUGUAAUUGGCACAGACUAUCAAACCAAUGAAAGCAUUGUAUCUUUUUUCAAGGUCAUUCGAUCGAUUAAGAAAAUCAAACAGGUAAAUCCAGCAGCAAUGACUUUUGCGCUUUCGAUUCUUUCUAAUGUGUACAAAUCAAUUAAUACUUUAGCAUAUUUUGAAGAUGAGUCAUUGUUCAAAAGAAUCAACCAUUAUGUUGAUGAACUAAUCAGCAAGUAUGCAUCACAACUGGAUCUUGAAAACACCAACUGGACUAAGCUAUCCCAUGAUGAAAUUCAACUAAGAAAUGCUGUUCUCUCUUUAAAAUAUGAUAAUUCAUCAAUUCAAUUAGUAGGUAAAAAACUUUACAAGAAAUUAAUGCAUGGUCCCAAGGAAUCAAUACCUUCUGAAAUCGUUAAUUCGGUAUUAGCAAUAGUUGCUCAAUCUUACACUUUAAAAGAGUAUAAAGAAAUUAGUAAGCUAGUUAGGAAUCCUGGUUUGGUUUCGAACAAUAUUAUCGGACAAAAUUCAAAUGAAGUUCAAACUGCAGCUAUUAACGCACUUGGUUGCUCGAAGGACCCCGAAUUGAGAUACAAAACACUAAUGUUUGUGACAACCAACCCUGACGUGAAGUUAAUUGAAUUGGCAUUGUUGGGUCUGAGGUUUCAAAUGUCGGCUUAUGAGCAACUGUGGAAGUGGUAUGUUUCUCAUUACACCACUUGGUACAGUAAAUUUGCUAGAGACAAUAGUUCCUACCAAGGCUUAUUUUUCAAGCAUGUUUCUGAAUUAGCAUUGGAAUGUGCAUACUAUAAUCCUGACUUGAGACCGGAAGUUGAAAGCUUUGUUACCAAUAAGAAUGAAAAUGUCCAAAAGUGGUUUGAAGAAGCUAAAGGCAAAUUCGAAAAUAUCAAAUUUCUAAGCAAAGCAAAUUUUGAUUUGAAACUGUGUAUAUAG